Molecule: messenger RNA, 2444 nt
Organism: Saccostrea echinata
Lineage: Eukaryota; Metazoa; Mollusca; Bivalvia; Ostreida; Ostreidae
Exons: 17
Coding region: 282-2444 (720 amino acids)
Biological process (GO): cytokine-mediated signaling pathway
Cellular component (GO): external side of plasma membrane; signaling receptor complex
Molecular function (GO): cytokine binding; cytokine receptor activity
Source: RefSeq, a predicted model, not a curated record
ACUGAAAACACAAAAGAAUGAAAAGGAGGAAGUAAUUUAUCAGUAAAGGAUAGACAGACGACAUAAAAAGAUCAGAUGGUGUAAAUCCAUUUGUCCCUUGGGAGUAAUGAUUGGACAUGCAUCCAGUUGAAGAGUUCCGAGUGGGAAGCUUUUAGAACAUCUCUGAUCUUUUAUCUAUGUCUCCUGGGAAUUUGGCAGAAGAAUUAAGCUAACAGACCAGAUGUAGAUCAUAUCUGCAUGUGCAGACUUGGAGGAAGUAAACAUCUUGCUGUACUGGAAUAAUGAUGAUGGAACAUUUUGUUCGUAUGAUGGGAUUUUCUCUGAUUCUCAGUCCAUACAUGUAUUUUACUGCUUUUGGCUUUUUCUUUGAUAGUUCUGUUGGGGUGUAUCUUAGGGUAUUAGUGAAUCAGACUUUGGAGAUGAACUGUACUGUGUUUGAAGAUUCAGGUCUUAAUGCUUCCCUUCUGGACUGGGUUAUUUAUAAUGCUUCUAGCGCAUCUCCAGAUACAGUAUUUAUUAAUGAAGAAAGAACAUUGACAUUCCGGAAAAAAAUCACCAGUGUUGAGGAAGAAGGGAGUUACUUAUGCAAGAGAACUGACAAAGGGGAACCUGCAGCCAGUUUUGUGAAAACAGUUUCUUUGAUUAUUGAGUAUGAAGCUGUGAGGAAUGUAACAAACUUUACUUGUAUAUUGAAUGAAGAGAAAAAUGAGUUUCACUGUAGAUGGGAACUUGGACUAUACAACCACCCUGAUCAUCUCCAUAUCUCAAUUAUAAUGUCUCCUGACAAUGGGUCAACUGUUCUACCUUGUCCAGAGAAAUUUACCGGUAAAUACCAGCAGAACUGUUCUUGGGCAGAAAAAGAUGGUUUUACUAAUGCUGCCAUCUUCUCGAUGUCCAAGAUUGUCAUCCUUAAUGUAACAAACCUGGAAUUUAAUGUAGUGAAGUCUUUCCGGAUGGAAUAUAUAACAGAGAACAUAAAGAAACCUUUGCCUACAGAAUACAUUAAUGCCUUGUCCUUGGGUUCUUGUGGAUGUGCCAAUGUGUCAUGGGAGACAAUUCCAGGAGAGGUCAAGACAUCCUCUCAAGUCAGCCUGAUGUCACAAUGGAACAGUACCCCUCUGAUUCACAAUGUUGAUGUCAACAAGAGCCUUAUUGUAUGUAAUCUGAUUCCUGCAACAACAUACACAGUUGAAGUGAAGAUUAAACCUUUAAGAGGAUUGUACUAUAGUGAUCCCAAGCAGAACAACUUUGAUACAUGUGAAACAGUCCCCUCUCUUGCUCCAUCCAUGCAGCCCAGUGGUUAUUCCUCAGAGAUUUAUAACUCGGGAAAUCGAUCCAUCACUGUUUACUGGGAGAAGAUUCCCAGGAAAUUUCAGAAUGGACCUUUGAAGGAAUAUAGGGUGUCAUUAGGUGAUGAGAAUUGGAAGAAAGUGGCCCCAAAUGCAACAUCAGGUACUAUUGAUAUCCCUUGUGGUGGUCAUAACAUAUCUGUCCAAGGAUGUAACCGGCGGGGAUGUUCACCAGAUUCUUCAAUAUACAUACCAGCCUACAGAGAUGUCGCUUCCCCCCAAAAAGUUAUAGUAGAACAGAUGGGGCUAUCAAAGGUCCAGAUAUCCUGGUUUGGGUUGGAGAGAGAGGCCAUUCUGGCUAAUGAUGUAGCAUGGUGCAAAGUGAAGCCUGCAAUACUGCAGUGUCAGGGUGAAAUACAUAUACUGAGAAGAACGGGGAAUAUGAACCAAACUGUUCUCCAUGCAGACACUAUUGAUCAAGCUCUGGAUGAUGUUAUAUUUGGUGUGGCAGCCAUCAGUGAUAAGAAUGUCAGCAGUGGAAUCAAAUGGCAGGAGGAAUGCAGAUAUGUGAAAGAUGCAGUGCCUCGCCCUGUGCAGACUAAGCCCCUCCUCCCAGAUCCUCCUAAAAACAGUCUAGUAGUAUCCUGGAUCCCUCUGAAAUGUGAUUCAGGGGCUUCAAAUAAUGCCUACAUCAAAAUGUACCAGAUAAUCUACUGCCAGUUAAAUACCCAUGGAUCUUGCAAAGGUGGGGAAUUUUCUGUGAAUGUUCCUGCAGACAGUACUACACAGUACACACUAAGAAACCUUGAGGCAGACACUGAAUAUGGUGUGUGGGUACAAGCCAUGUCACUUACAAAGGAGGGACAUAAAAGUAAAAUGGUGUCUGGACGACCUACUAAUGAUGAUUUACCUGAUGCAUCAAUUGCAGGCAUUGCUAUUGGGGGAAUAUUCGUUCUUGUACUUGUCAUUGCAGGAUUCGUAUGUGUUUGCAGACAAGUAAAACGUAAAUUAGGUCUGGAUGAAACAUUUGAUAUAGAAAAUAUACAAGUUAGACGCUUUGAAAAUCUGCCUACUGGAAGCAAUUUGUAUAACCUUAUUACGACACCAGCUGACAGGUCCAGCUCCCCCCUCUUCACCCCUGUAAGUAUACUGUAA